Rhodotorula toruloides NP11 is the source of this 2052-nucleotide messenger RNA. RefSeq lists its product as uncharacterized. NCBI's taxonomy places the organism in Eukaryota, Fungi, Basidiomycota, Microbotryomycetes, Sporidiobolales, Sporidiobolaceae. The record is from RefSeq and is a predicted model, not a curated record. The transcript is spliced from 10 exons. Bases 1 to 2052 code for a protein of 683 amino acids.
AUGCUGGACACGCUCGAGCUGGCGUCCGGCCUCACGGGGUACUGGGCGAUGGGAACGUCAGUCUGGCUCUUCGCUCCCGAGCUGCUCGACCUGUGGCGACACCCGCCAGAAGAUCGUCAGAUGGGUCGAUACGUCUUCUUCGGAGCCUGGCUUACCGGCGACGUACUCCAGCUGCUCGGCCUCAUCAUCUCGCACACCGCGCUAAUCACGCAGAUUAUCCUGUACUCACUCGUCUUCUCCAGCGAAGUUCUCGCUCUCUUCCUCCUCUCAUGGGCGGACGGGUCGCUCGGAUUCUGCCUCAAACCUCGCGGCCGCAAACCUCUGCCGUCACCCUUGUCGCUCAUCCCGCGCAUGCACGGCUACAAUACUCACCACGAGAAGCCUCCCGGGACGAAGGAGGACGACGCCGGUCCGCCCGCCAAGAGCAAAACGCUCGUGAAGAACACGAUCGGGACCCUCGUUGUUCUGGCCGUUACGACAGUCGUGUGGUUCGCCGUCGACUAUCUCAAUCGCGACACGGCCGUCGUGCACCCUUCUCACUUGCCGACUCCUGGACCGCAAUACGGACGGGAAAUGGCGGGCUACCUGAUGGGAUGGGUUGGCAUGCUUUUCUGGAUCGGUCCUAGGGUAUACUGUCUCAAUGACUCCAGGCGCCGUCUCGAGCAGGAGAACAUCACCACCGCCUCGAUUUCUAUCGGCGUCCUGACCCACGGUCUCAAUGCUGUGUCCAUCGUCCUCGUCAACCACCAGAAGGAGCCUUUGCUCGCCCAGCUUCCCUACACCCUGACCUCUAUCAGCUGCAUCAUUCUGGACGGCAUUCGCCUCGGCUACAAGUCACAUCUCGCCAAACUCGGUCGACCGCACAAAGCGCCCGAGUACGACCCGUCCGUCCUCUGGGCCGGCGAGCGGUACCACGACGAGUACGACUGGAAGAACCGGCAGGAGCACCUCGACGAGAACUUGCGGAGGCGGCGGAAAGGCUUGCCGAACGGGUCCGACGACGAGGCGCAGGCAGGGCUUAUGUCGGGUUCGACGCCGAGACGGAGCAAGACGACCAAGUCUUCGAAGCAGGCGAAGAAGACGUCCCGACCUCGGCGACAUUCGACCUCGUCGUCGGGACACUCGAGCGACGAUAACUGCCACCAUGAGCGUCACAGCAGUCUUGGCGAGGAGCACGACAGUCAAGGCGAGGCGCAGCACGGCGACGAGCAGCCUCACGUCGUCGUCCAGCGGCUGCAGGAAAAGGACGCCCGCUACACCCGCUACGACAACGUCCGCACGAUGACACACACUGCUCUCGCACCGGCUCAGCACCUCCACGUCAAACAACGAUUCCCAAGCGAGUCCGAGGCCGAAUUCGAGGCGCGCAUCAAGCGGUCGGGCGAAGUCAACGAUUGGCGACUCAUGCGCGAAAACCAGCUCGUCUUGCUGAAGCUCUACAAGGAGCUCGACGAGGCCAAGGAGCACAGCCUCGAGAUGGAGGAGGAUGCGUCCAGGACGCUCCAGCGUGGCCGCAAGCUGGUCGCCCAUGUCGAGGAGAACUUGGAGGAGCUCAUCCAGGACGAGCGGGCUAUUGAGCGCGACAUCCACGACAUCGUCUAUGGCUCGAAGGACGAGGAUCCCGAACACGCUCACGCCCACCACCACCUUCCGGAGCAGGACCUCGAGGCCGCCGAACAACGUCGCGCAAAGAUGCCCCCAUACCGUCGCGAACAGCUCGUCGAGGAGGACCGCGCGUAUCGGCAAGCAGCCCAGCGCCGCGACAUCAGGCUUCGGGAACUCCGCCGCAAGAGGGAGUCGAAGCGCCGUGACCAUAUCAAGGAGCGGCAUGAGGAGCUGCCCUCCGAAGUGUCCAGGGCUCUCGACAACUUCGACUCGCCCUACGACCCGAAGCGACACGGACACGCCGCGGGCGACCAUGCGCAUCACCCGAGUCCGCCUGCGCCGCCGCACAGUCUCGCAAAGUGGCUCGACGAACGCUCGCGGCAACACUCUCGGACGAGGAGCAGCGGAAGCGGGCGGUGGAGCGAGUUCAGCGGCGAAUCGGACUAG